GAGGGAGAUACGAUGGCUUCCUCAUCUGGCAAUGAUGAUGAUCUCACUAUACCUAGAGCUGCUAUCAAUAAGAUGAUCAAAGAGACUCUCCCCAACGUCCGGGUGGCCAACGAUGCCCGGGAGCUGGUGGUGAACUGCUGCACUGAAUUCAUUCACCUUAUAUCUUCUGAAGCCAAUGAGAUUUGCAACAAAUCAGAAAAGAAGACCAUCUCACCCGAGCAUGUCAUACAAGCACUAGAAAGUUUGGGCUUUGGCUCUUACAUCAGUGAAGUAAAAGAAGUCUUACAAGAAUGCAAGACUGUAGCAUUAAAAAGAAGAAAGGCCAGUUCUCGUUUGGAAAACCUUGGCAUUCCUGAAGAAGAGUUAUUGAGACAGCAGCAAGAAUUAUUUGCAAAAGCUAGACAGCAACAAGCAGAAUUGGCCCAGCAGGAAUGGCUUCAAAUGCAGCAGGCUGCCCAACAAGCACAGCUUGCUGCUGCCACAGCCAGCGCAUCUAACCAGGCUGGAUCUUCUCAGGAUGAAGAAGAUGAUGAUGAUAUCUGAAAUUUACCAGCUGAGUUUCUAUUUCCUCUAUAAAUGUUUUUCCCUGCACAAGAAAACAGUGAAAGAAAUGCUUAUCUGUAAUUUUGUAUGCAUCUUGGUGGACUUGCCAUUGGUAUUCUAGGGAUGUCUGCUGUUAAGUUUCAUCUAUUGUGUGCUAUUCAUGUAAAAACUGUCUCUUUGAACUAUUGAAAAUUUAAGAUUCAGUAUAAUAUCAAUUUUGAAUUUUUAAUGGUGUUUAUGAAAUUUUAGAUAGCAGUGAGUCCUUUAUUUGAUCAAUAAACAGUGUUACAGAAAACGUCAAGUUUAUAAAAAUACAGUGAAAUUUAUACAGAAACUCUAAAUCUGCAUUUGCAUUUCCUCUGCCCUUUUAACUAGACUAAAAAUUGGGAAUUUUAAAUUAUUGGGGGGAGGGUGUUGUGUAAUGCAGUAGAUGUUAGAUCAGGAUGGUGAAAAAACAAAGAGUUCAGUUUUGUAGUAUCUGAAUUUUUUGUCUUUUAAAAUGAGUGUAUAUAUAUAGGCAAUAAAUAUAUAUGCUCAGAUAAAUAUGCUUGUUUAAAAAAAUCUCAAAAUGACAUCCAAAAACUUAGGAAGGAGUAUGUUCAAUAGUAGUUCUAUGAAUUCGGUGGGUUAUGUUUUUGAUUUUGUUUUUGUUUUAUGUAGAGGUAAAAACUACAGUUUUAUUAUGGCAUAAUUCAUCUUGAGCUAUGCUAUUACAUUUCAAAGACUGCCCAAUUUUGAGGACUGUCAUGAUUCUUACUAUUUCACUCCAAUAAUUGUUCAUAGUAUUACUUGCUUAGUCCAUCCAUCUUUAUUGGAACUUGUGAAACAAUUGCUUAGGUUCCAUUGGUUUAAUGGAGAUUCAUGAAUAUCAAACCUUUGCUGGGGGAAAGAAAUGAAAGUUAAUAAGCAUGCUUACUAUAAAAGAGGGAUUUUUUUUGUAAUUUAACUGAUAGUUAUAGUUUACUUAUUGUUUGUUUUUAGCAUUACUUUUACAUUUUCUUGACUAGAUGGCCUAGAGUGUCCAGUGCUUCCUUUUGAAAUGGCAUCAUUAUCUCCAUCAUAAUUGAGUGAUAGCUUUAAAAAUGAUUGGUUUUAUUUUGUUUAAGAAAGCGUGUCAUAACUGAUCAGCCCUAUAUGAAACAUAAAUAGUUUCAACCUACUCAUUAAAAGGGAGAAGCUUUAAUUUGGUUCCACUAAAUAAAGUAUGGUAGUGAUUUUUAUAGGAAUCCAGUGUAUUGAAGAAAUGGCAUAUUGUUUGUACUUUGGAAACAGAAUGGAAAAGCCACUUUAAGAUAGUAUAAAGUAAUCUAAAUUCCUAUGUCAGUUGCCAAAUCAUUUAAAUUUGUAUAUUCACCAAGUCCAAGGAUAAAUUGUGGUUGCUGGGAUUCAGUUUUAAUUGGAGAGCUAAAUAAGUAAAGUUUAUAAGUAUUAGAUUUCUUAAAGGUCUUAUUUUGCAGUUUUAGAAAAAGUGAAAUAUUAGCAUACGUUUAUUAAAUACACUUCCCCCAUGCCAUGAAAAGGUUAAUUUUGCUGAAUGUUUUAAGUUGAAGUUGAUAUUGUAUCCAUGAAGUGCUUUGGACAAGAUAGAAGAGGUUGUUUUUUUAAAAGUUUAAGUACCAAAGGUAGUCUAGUCUAAGAAAUAAUAAGUUAAUAAGUGUUGGGUUUUCUAAUUUGUACUGUAACAUCCUUAUUCUUUCUAUUUUAAGUAUAUCUGUUUCUUAAGUAAACAACUUAGAUAUUUUUCCACUUUUUUUUCCCUGAUGCAGAGUUCAGGUUAAUUAAUAUUUUACUGCAUCUGAUAAUGUAUUAUAUGUUUGAAGCCUAGUGACUUUUCAUUUUGACAUUCUUGUGAUUUCAUAUGCUGUAUUCUUCAAGCAAUAAAAUCUGAUGUGUUUUAUAAA
Felis catus (domestic cat) is the source of this 2444-nucleotide messenger RNA. It is a transcript of the gene DR1, whose product is annotated as down-regulator of transcription 1. The coding region runs from base 13 to 543 and encodes 176 amino acids. Gene Ontology annotation, cellular component: negative cofactor 2 complex. Gene Ontology annotation, molecular function: core promoter sequence-specific DNA binding; general transcription initiation factor activity; TBP-class protein binding. NCBI's taxonomy places the organism in Eukaryota, Metazoa, Chordata, Mammalia, Carnivora, Felidae. The transcript is spliced from 3 exons. The record is from RefSeq and is a predicted model, not a curated record. Gene Ontology annotation, biological process: negative regulation of transcription by RNA polymerase II; positive regulation of transcription by RNA polymerase II; chromatin remodeling.